AUGAUGGUGGUGGUGGUGAUGAUGAUGGUGGUGAGGAUGAGGGUGGUGAUGAUGAAGAUGGUGAAGACGAAGGCCCACGAUGAAGAUGACAACAAAGAUGAUGAUGACGAGAACAAUAACAAUAAUAAUAUUAGGGCUAUAAAUGUCAUCAUCAAAAAAUCUGGCUAUCUGUCUCAGCACUAUCUGUCCCCGUCCCCCAUGCCCCAUGCUCCAGCCCUGUCCCCCAUGCUCCAGCCCCGUCCCCCAUGGUCCAGCCCCGUCCCCCAUGGUCCAGCCCCGUCCCCCAUGGUCCAGCCCCGUCCCCCAUGCUCCAGCCCCGUCCCCCAUUCUCCAGCCCCAUCCCCCAUGCUCCAGCCCCCCAUUCUCCAGCCCCGUCCCCCAUGCUCCAGCCCCGUACCCCAUGCCCCAACCUCGUAUCCCAAAGUAAGUCCAGCCCCGUCCCCCAUGCUCCAGCCCCGUCCCCCAUUCUCCAGCCCCGUCCCACAUGCUCCAGCCCCGUCCCCCAUGCCCCAACCUCGUAUCCCAAAGUGUGGAUGGUGUUACAGUAAGUCCAGCCCCAUCCCCCAUGCUCCAGCCCCGUCCCCCAUUCUCCAGCCCCGUCCCACAUGCUCCAGCCCCGUCCCCCAUGCCCCAACCUCGUAUCCCAAAGCCCCGUCCCCCAUGCCCCAACCUCGUAUCCCAAAGGGUUCCAGCGGGAAUCCGCCCUGGCCCAGCAUCUCUCUGCAUGUUGUGAGAGAGAAACCACAGGGCCCCAUGGACCAGCUCCAUCAACAGGCUCCUUAUUCAGCCCCCAGCCUGAACACUGGGCCCUCUGACGGAGCCCAGGCACCUGGCCGCAGAGCUGAGGAACGCGGGAGACAUCAGAGGCGAGCAGCGGCGAGGUUGCCACACCUGAAUAAACCCUCCUGGACCACAUCAAUGCCAGGACUGGGCCACCUGAAACUGCUCCCCAAGCUGCCAAAGCCCCAGCCCCAGCACCGGGCCAGCAUAGCUACGGCCAGCAGUGCAUAA
This is a messenger RNA of Oncorhynchus kisutch (coho salmon), 1011 nucleotides long. RefSeq names its product vegetative cell wall protein gp1-like. Lineage: Eukaryota; Metazoa; Chordata; Actinopteri; Salmoniformes; Salmonidae. The transcript is spliced from 6 exons. The record is from RefSeq and is a predicted model, not a curated record. The coding region runs from base 1 to 1011 and encodes 336 amino acids.